Molecule: messenger RNA, 3146 nt
Organism: Haliaeetus leucocephalus (bald eagle)
Lineage: Eukaryota; Metazoa; Chordata; Aves; Accipitriformes; Accipitridae
Gene: CPSF1
Product: cleavage and polyadenylation specific factor 1, 160kDa
Exons: 26
Cellular component (GO): mRNA cleavage and polyadenylation specificity factor complex; nucleus
Molecular function (GO): protein binding; nucleic acid binding
Source: RefSeq, a predicted model, not a curated record
GCAGAAGUCCAGCUUCUUGCCCAGCUACAUCAUCGACGUGCGGGAGCUGGACGAGAAGCUCCUCAACAUCAUCGACAUGCAGUUCCUCUACGGCUACUACGAGCCCACCCUCCUCAUCCUCUUCGAGCCCAACCAGACCUGGCCGGGGCGGGUGGCGGUGCGCCAGGACACCUGCAGCAUCGUGGCCAUCUCCCUCAACAUCAUGCAGAAGGUCCAUCCCGUCAUCUGGUCCCUCAGCAACCUGCCCUUCGACUGCACCCAGGCGCUGGCCGUCCCCAAGCCCAUCGGUGAGCGACGCUACGUCCUGACGCUGAUCACGGAUGGGAUGAGGAGCGUCCGCUCCUUCCACUUCGACAAGGCGGCCGCCAGCGUCCUCACCACCUGCAUGGUGACGAUGGAGCCGGGGUACCUGUUCCUGGGGUCGCGCCUGGGGAACUCCCUGCUGCUCAAGUACACCGAGAAGCUGCAGGAGACCCCCGCCAACGGGGGCAAGGAGGCGGCCGACAGGCAGGAGGAGCCCCCGGUGAAGAAGAAGCGGUCGGAGUCCUCAGGGACCUGGGCAGGAGGGAAAUCGGCGCCGCAGGACGAGGUGGACGAGAUCGAGGUGUAUGGCAGCGAGGCGCAGUCAGGCACCCAGCUCGCCACCUAUUCCUUUGAGGUCUGCGACAGCAUCCUCAACAUCGGCCCCUGCGCCAACGCCGCCAUGGGGGAACCGGCGUUCCUUUCGGAGGAGUUUCAGAGCAGUCCGGAACCAGACCUGGAGAUCGUGCUCUGCUCCGGCUACGGCAAAAACGGAGCCCUCUCCGUCCUGCAGAAAAGCAUCCGACCCCAGGUGGUGACGACCUUCGAGCUGCCGGGCUGCUACGACAUGUGGACCGUCAUCGCGCCCCAGAAGAAGGAGGAGCCGGACGAAAACGCCGCAGGGGAAAACGCUGAGAAGGAGCCGGCUCCUCCCGAACCCCCCGAGGAGGAUGGCAAGAGGCACGGCUUCCUCAUCCUCAGCCGCGAGGACUCCACCAUGAUCCUGCAGACGGGGCAGGAGAUCAUGGAGCUGGACACCAGCGGCUUUGCCACGCAGGGUCCCACCGUCUUCGCCGGCAACAUCGGCGAGAACCGCUACAUCGUCCAGGUGUCACCGCUGGGCAUCCGGCUGCUGGAAGGAGUGAACCAGCUGCACUUCAUCCCGGUGGAUUUGGGCUCGCCGAUCGUCCACUGCGCCGUCGCCGACCCCUUCGUGGUGAUCAUGAGCGCCGAGGGGCAGGUCACCAUGUUCGUCCUGAAAAGCGACACGUAUGGGGGCCGGACCCACCGCCUCACCCUCCAAAAACCCCAGCUCCACCACCAAUCCAAGGUGAUCGCCCUCUGCCUCUACCGGGACGUCAGCGGGAUGUUCACCACGGAGAGCCGGGCGGCCAGUGCCCGGGAUGAGCUCUCCCUCCGCACCCACUCGGAGGCAGAGACCCUCAUCCAGGACAUCAGCGACACAGUGGACGACGAGGAGGAGAUGCUCUACGGAGAUUCGGGGGCUCUUUUCAGCCCGGCUAAGGAAGAACCGCGUCGCAGCAGCCUCCCCUCCGCCGACCGGGAUCCCCACCAGUAUAAACCAGAGCCCACCCAUUGGUGCGUACUGGUGCGGGAGAACGGCGCCAUGGAGAUCUACCAGCUGCCGGAUUGGCGCCUGGUGUUCCUGGUGAAGAACUUCCCGAUGGGGCAGCGGGUGCUGGUCGACAGUUCUUUCGGACAACCGGCCGCCCAAGGGGACGGCAAGAAAGAAGAGGUGACGCGGCAGGGAGAGCUGCCCUUGGUGAAGGAGGUGCUGCUGGUGGCGCUGGGCAAUCGCCAGAGUCGGCCGUACCUGCUGGUCCACGUGGAGCAGGAGCUGCUCAUCUACGAGGCCUUCAGCCACGACUCCCAGCUGGGCCAGAGCAACCUCAAAGUCCGGUUUAAGAAGGUCCCCCACAACAUCAAUUUUCGCGAGAAGAAGCUCAAACAGUCCAAGAAGAAGCCGGAGAGCGCGGGGGGCGAGGAGCCGGGGGGGCCCCGCGGCCGCGUCGCUCGCUUCCGCUACUUCGAGGACAUCUACGGAUACUCAGGGGGGCUGCCGGGACAGGGGGAGCUGCGGAUCAGCGUCCUGCCCGCCUACCUCUCCUACGAUGCGCCGUGGCCUGUACGGAAGAUCCCGCUGCGCUGCACCACGCACUACGUCGCCUAUCACGUGGAGUCCAAGGUCUACGCCGUGGCCACCAGCGUCAUCAACCCCUGCACCCGCAUCCCUCGCAUGACGGGGGAGGAGAAGGAGUUCGAGAGCAUCGAGCGGGACGAACGCUACAUCCACCCGCAGCAGGAAGCCUUCUCCAUCCAGCUCAUCUCCCCGGUGAGCUGGGAGACCAUCCCCAACACCAGGAUCGACCUGGAGGAGUGGGAGCACGUCACCUGCAUGAAGACGGUGUCCCUGAAGAGCGAGGAGACGGUGUCGGGGCUGAAGGGCUACAUCGCCGUCGGCACCUGCCUGAUGCAGGGCGAGGAGGUGACCUGCCGUGGACGGAUCCUGAUCAUGGACAUCAUCGAGGUGGUGCCGGAGCCGGGGCAGCCCCUGACCAAAAACAAGUUCAAAGUCUUGUACGAGAAGGAGCAGAAGGGUCCGGUCACCGCCCUCUGCCACUGCAACGGCUACCUCGUCUCGGCCAUCGGCCAGAAGAUCUUCCUGUGGAGCCUGAAGGACAACGACCUGACGGGGAUGGCCUUCAUCGACACCCAGCUCUACAUCCACCAGAUGAUCAGCGUCAAGAACUUCAUCCUGGCCGCCGACCUGAUGAAGAGCAUCUCCCUGCUGCGAUACCAGGAGGAGAGCAAGACCCUCUCCCUUGUUAGCCGGGACGCGAAGCCCUUGGAGGUGUACAGCGUUGACUUCAUGGUGGACAGCACCCAGUUGGGAUUCCUGGUGUCCGACCGGGACCGCAACCUCCUGGUGUACAUGUACCUGCCUGAAGCCAAGGAAAGCUUCGGCGGGAUGCGGCUGCUGCGGCGCGCCGAUUUCCACGUGGGCGCCCACGUCAACACCUUCUGGAGGACGCCGUGCCGUGGGGCCGCCGACGGCCCCAACAAGAAAACCAGCGCCUGGGAGAACAAGCACAUCACCUGGUUCG